This is a messenger RNA of Prorocentrum cordatum, 5385 nucleotides long. NCBI's taxonomy places the organism in Eukaryota, Dinophyceae, Prorocentrales, Prorocentraceae. The record is from the annotation of a GenBank genome assembly.
GUCAAGCAGUUCGGCUGCUCCAAGAGCGGAUGGUCGACCUGGGAGUUUCACUGGCGAGCAUUUAUGGUGGCGAACGACAAGCGUUACAAAGAAUUCCUCGAGAAGCUAGAUGGCGAGACCUUGGACCAGCUGGACGUCGCCAAGAAUGCCACGAUGAGCGUGGACGAUGUAGACUGGGAGGACCAGAGCACCCAGCUAUACUACAUGCUGGUGCUCGCGAUGCCAGCAGACCCUGCGGGUGAGACCAUCAUGCGUAACGUUCUACAUGGAGAAGGUGGUCAAGCGUGGAUUCGCCUGAAGGGCGAGUACGCACCCAAUGAGCCUGGCAAUGCCGUGGCGCGUCUGAGGCAGCUCAUGUCUGCACAAAUCGCGGCGAACGCAGACGUGGCCAACGAGACCGAGAAGCUGGACCUAGAGAUCAGCAAGUACGGGAAGGCGGCCGAGGAGCAGCUGAGCGACAACAUCAAGGAGGGGAUCUUGCUCGGCAAGCAUGUCUUCCGCGACCUGCGGGACCCGGCCACCUACCUCGACGUGAAGAACGAGGUCCUGAGUGCCCUGAUGGCCCAGCGCAGCUUUGACGACGACUCGAUGGAGAUCGGUGCGCCGAAGGGAAAACCGAAGGGAAAAGGACGCGGCAAGGGUGACAAGGACAAAGACAAUCAUACUAAUAAGAACAAGUUCGAGCCGAAGGCGAAGGGCAGCCCGAACCACCUGAGGAAGUGGUGCAGUCACUGCGAGAAGCCGAACCACGUCAAGGACGACUGCCGUAAGUUCAAGCGAGAGAACGAGGCCGAGGCGGAGGCAGAACAGAAGGCCGAGGGUGAGAAGAAACAGCGCCGUGCCAUGGCGGCAGCACUUGCCGCAGGUGGUGGCGUGCUCCCUACUGGACUUCCUCCCAAACCUGGGUGCGACGGCGCUGGCUGGCACUCGCAGCGCCUCGCGCGCCGCGCGGUGUGCAGGGGGCCGCAGUUGCCCGUCCCGAAGUCAUCGGGAUCAGCCUCGACAGCGAGCGCGAUCCCGACGGUGCCGACUGGCAUGCGCGGGAUCAACGGCCCCCUUGCAGAGCAGGGCGCGAUCAAGCCGAGGUGCAUUUUCGCCCUGUCGGUGGAGCACUCCAGGCCGAGGGCGAGGUCGGCGGAACCCGGUGGAUCGAUGCGCAGCGCGAGCGGUGACAGUGUUUGCGUCUCAGGCAUCCGCGGGGUCAGAGGGAUCAUGAUAGAUUCGGGGGCCCAGAUCACAGCGUUCCCCUGCGACAUGCUGAAGGACAAGGGCUACGUGCUCGCCAAGCCAGGCAUCUCCAGGCAGCGGGCCAUCGAUUGCGCGGAGGUGCAGCGCUACGGCAAGACGGACGUUCGGCUGAAGACGGGGCAGGGCGCGAUCCAGAUCUCGGCGGAGGCGGCCGACGUGGAGUUCCCAGUGAUGUCCGCUGACGCGAUUGCGAAGCAGGGCAGCUCGGUUUUCCACUCUCCCUUGGAAGACUGGAUUGUGGACAGCCCGAUCUCACCCCCCCCAGCAUCGGCGAACAAGAUUAUGCAGGGGAAAGAUCGUGGCACGUGCUACCUGGAGCACGACGAGAUGUUGGGCGGCUCCUCCGAGGGCAAGCGGGCGGUGCGCAUGGCGAGCGUCGGCGAGCUGGGCGGGAUCAUCGGCGAGCUGGGCGGGGGCGUCGGCGAGCAGCUGGGCGACGAGCUGUGCCCGGUGAGCAUGCGGCCGAAAUGCGACGACGAGUACCCAGUCGUGGAGAUGGACUUCUUCUACGUGGCCACCGACGCGAUAGCUGGGAAGUACCCCGUGGUGAACGGCUACGUCGUGAAGGCCGUCGGCUUCAGGAAGCUGGAGCAUAGGGGGCGUGGGGGGCUGCCCGCGAUCCUGAGCGUCGCGGACUGCAGGUCCAGCACCUCAGGCGCGCUCUUUGGCUCCAAGCACAUGGGAGGCUACAGGGCGCACUUCGUGGCCAAACUCAUCGACAGCUGGGGCCGCGCGACGGUGAUUCUGCUCGCGGACGGCGAGAAUGCGAUCGUCGCUCUGGCGGAGCAGGCGAAGAAGCUCAGGUCGCACUCUACGAUAGUGCGGCAGGGCCCAGCGUACUCAUCCAAGAGCAUGGGGCGCAUCAAGGCCAGCAACAUAGCAGCUGCGGGACUACUCCGCACGUUGCGGUUUUCACUCGAGACCGAGCUGGGCUGCAAGUUCGAGCUCUCGGACUCCAUCCUCGCCUUCCUCGCCAACGCGGUCGGCUGGUGCAUCGCGAGGUUCCAGCCGAGAAGCCACGGAGGAUCCAGCUACAAGUGCCUCUUCGGCCGCGAGUACGCGGGCGAGGUGGCGGAGGUCGGCGAGCAGGUGUGGUGCCGCAUUGCGGUUCGAGUCGCAGCGGGCCAGGGCAAGUUCGAGGCGCGCUUCGCGAAGGGCAUCUGGGUGGGCAAGUCGGAGUUCGACGACCAGCGCCUGGUGGUCGACCUGCAGCGCUGGCUCUUGAAGGCCCGCUCGGUCCGCCGCAUGCCUGAGGAGUUCCGCUGGAGCGCUGAGCUCGUGAAGCAGAUCGACGUCGCACCUUGGGCCCCCGUGCCUGAGCGAGUGAGGUCGAGCAUUAGGAAGUCUAUGUAUACCGCAGAGAACAUGUUGAACACGCGCGGUCCGACGGACAGCUGCCCGAAGUGCACCUACGAACGGAGCCGGCGCAGUGAGCAGUGCAGGCGGCGCUUCGAGACCAUCGCGCAUGAGAGGCUCGAGGCGAAGCUCGCGGAGGAGGCCAGGGGCAGGGCUGCCCCAGGCACUCCAGCGACGCCGGGGCCAGCGCCCCAGGCUCCCCCGCAUGUGCCUGCCGACGCGCAGGCAGCGGCCUCGAAUCCAGCGGCGGCAGCGCCCUCGACAGCACCUACGCCAGUCGCGGCGUCUGCGACCCCAGGGAUGGACACGAGCGAGCCUAGGGCACCGGCGCGAGACCCCAUAGCAGAGACCUCAGAGCCGAACGAACGACAGAGGAUCGGUGCGCUGGCGCAGGCGCCCGAGGUCGUGGUCAUCGCGGGCCUCUCCGUGUGCGAGCUGGCGGUCUGCGAAGAGGACGACGACCAGGAAGAGGACGCGCUCUGGGGCCCGACGCAUCGGGCUGAGGAGCGGUGUGAGGGCUUGUGCGAGACGCAGGUGUGCCGCUGUGCCUACCGACACGACCAUGCUGGACAGUGCGCGUGCAGGAGAUGUCUUAUCGGCUGCGCCAAGAAGCUCGAUCCAGACGCCGAGGUCGUGGCGAGCCUAUGCGCGUUGUGGUCGAACCGUAGGGUGCGCGAACAGCCCGACUGGAACCUCGACCCGAACUCGCCCGAGCCGACGGGCAAGGCGGACGAGCUCCAGGCCAUGGCCGAGUGCGGCGUCUACCGCAAGAUCCGCAUCGCGGACUGCGAGCUUGGUGGCAAGCACGUCGGGGGCUUCCCCAUCGCGCGCGAGAAGGCUGGCGAGGUGCGCUUGCGCUUCGUGGCGACGGAGGUUGCCCGCCAGCACCGUGGGGACAACCAUCAGGGCGCACCGCCACUCGCAAUGAUUCGCGCGAUUCUCAGCUUGGCGGCCAGCAGACCAGACAGCGACGGACAGCGCAGACGGUGCAUCCGCAUCUGGGAUGUCCGCAAGCCGUUCUUUAACAGCGACGUGACUGAGAAUAUAUACGUCCACCCAGGCAGCGAGCUGUGCGAGCGAGGCUACUGCUGGGAGCUGUUCACGGCCCUGUACGGGGCCCGACUGGCCAGCCAGCUGUGGGGCGAGAACGUGAAGGUUACCUCGGACGACUCUGGGGGCAUGGCGCUGAAGUGCGCCCCUGGCAUGUUCUACUUCGCCAACCUCUGCAGCGACGGCAACGACGCCACGAUGGGGGUCCACGGCGACGACUUCAUCGCGGAGGGCCAUGUCGGGACGCUCGACCAGCUGGAUGACGUCCUGAGCGUGGAGUACGAGAUCACCUCAUCGCCGCCGCUGGGGCCUGGGCACCCUGGAGUUGCCCGCUACCUGAAGCGCGUCUGCGGCUACGUCGACCAACCGCCCGAGACGCUGCUGCCGGGCUUCUUCUGGCACGCGGACCCGAAGCACGUGGCGGAGAUCAUCAAGUUCGGAUCCAAGGAGGGUGCCGAGGCGGUCGACGCACCAGGCACCAAUGCGAUCGGGGCGCAGCUACGCAAUGCGACGGAUCCGAUGCCCACGGCCGAGGCACGCAAGACAGCCUCAGCGGGAGGCAUCGCGCUCUACCUGGCGGCGGACCGGCCCGACAUCAUGUUCGCGAGCAAGACCGUCGUGCAGGACGUGAGCAAGCCGAACUAUCAGAUGAAUGCGAGGCGCAGUCGGCUGGCCCGAUACUUGGGGGGACACCAGGUCCCAGUGUGGUGCUACGAGCUGCAGGGCCUGCCGAGUAUCCGGAGGGCCGACGGCGAUGCCGACUGGGCGGCGCCGACGGCAGUGGCACGCAAGAGCACAUCUGGAGGCGCGAUCAGGUUCGGCAAUCACACCUGGGAGUGCUACUCGGCCAGCCAGGCCACCCAGGCUCUCAGCAGCGGCGAGUCGGAGUUCUACGCGCUCGGCUCGGUCGAGGCGCGGGGCUUGCAGAUGAAGUUCUUCCUGGGCGAGGUCGGGAUCGAGGUUCGCCUGGUGGUGGCCUCGAACAGCGCGGCCGCGCGGGGCAUGGCCCAGAGGCACGGAGUGGGCAAGGUCCGUCACUUAGAGCUGCGCUACCUCUGGAUACAGGAGCGGCUGCGACGCCAUAUGUUCGAGCUCGUGAAGGAGGACGCGCGCAAGAUGGUGGCAGACAUAUUGACGAAGUAUGUUGACAAGGAAACCAUGGCGACGCACCUGCGCGAGCUGAACCUGAGGAUGGCGGGUGCAGCCAUGAUGCUAUCGACCCUCCUUGCGAUCCCUGGCGCGGCGGCGGCCAAGGACCAGUGUGAGAUGGACUACGAGGGCGAGAAGCUCGAGGCAGUGCAGUCGAGGGUCUCCCCCUGGUUGCUGGUGAGCUUGGUCGUGGUGCUGUGUAUUAUCGCGUACCUUUGCGGCUGGUGCGUGGGCAGGCGCAGAAUGGUCUCCCAGACGGCCGAGGAGGCUCUAUGGAGGCUCGAAGAACAGAAGUACAUAACAUGGGAGGUUCAGCGCCUGUACGAGGUCUACACCGUCGGCGAGUUGUGGGAGCUGCUAGUCGAGUGGGGCUUGGUGCUCAAGGAGGGCUACACGAGGAAGGAGGAGCUCGUCGAGAGCGCUGGAAGGAACAGCCCGACGGAGAUGCAAGUGAUCACCCAGCUGACGAAUGAGUGGAAGGACCACGGGGUCGACGUGAAGUGGCGUGCUCGUAUGCGGGCGAGCGGACGUGACAUCCAAAGGAUGCUCACCGCCACCGCGGAGGUCAUGAACUGCCUGCGG